AUGGACUACUGGCCCGCUUCCACCACGGAGAUAUUCCCAGGUCUCUUCAUCGGCAACUACCAAAGCUCCAACACCCGCGAAGUUCUCGAAUCCAACAAAAUCACCGCCGUCGUCUCAGCCGCAGAGGGCCGAAGCGGCCAUUGGCAUCGCACAAAGUUCACCGACUCCAUCAAACCCGGCCACCAUCUAUGGAUCGAAUGCCUCGAUAACAAAGUCGAGAAUAUGCUUCGCUAUAUGCGCACCAUCUGCGAUUUCAUCGAUGCACAUCUAGAACCUAAGGAUUCGAAGCCGCCUGGUCGCGUCUUGGUGCAUUGUAAGAUGGGGAGGUCCCGCUCCUCGACUAUGGUUAUUGCGUACUUGAUGUGCAAGUUGGGAAAGAGCCGCGAUGAGCUUUUGGGGGAGAUGAAAGUCAAAUGGCCGCGGACAAGGCCGAGUUCGAAUUUCAUGGCGCAGUUGGAGAUUUGGGAGAAAGUCGGGUACGAUUUGUGGGAUGAUGAGGAAAGACGGUCCCCAAGCUGGAGUAUGCGACGUAUUUGGCGCAGAGGGCGGCCUAUCUGGAAAAGCAUGGGUUGA
This is a messenger RNA of Pseudogymnoascus verrucosus, 573 nucleotides long. RefSeq lists its product as uncharacterized. The transcript has a single exon. Bases 1 to 573 code for a protein of 190 amino acids. The record is from RefSeq and is a predicted model, not a curated record. Gene Ontology annotation, molecular function: MAP kinase tyrosine/serine/threonine phosphatase activity; protein tyrosine/threonine phosphatase activity. Gene Ontology annotation, cellular component: cytoplasm. NCBI's taxonomy places the organism in Eukaryota, Fungi, Ascomycota, Leotiomycetes, Thelebolales, Thelebolaceae. Gene Ontology annotation, biological process: protein dephosphorylation; negative regulation of MAPK cascade.